AUGUUUCUCGGUUUAAUAAAGGCAUGGGCCGUCGAGGUACUGGCCAAAGCGAGUUCCAAGGUGGCAGAUACAGCUUGGCCCCGACUUCAAAAUAUGAUACACUCCGUUUUGAUCUUCAAUACGUCUGGAACACCCCGUCUUAUCAAGUUCUAUACGCCGCUCAGGUCGCCCGAACUUGCGACAGUCAUUCCACAGAAAAUAUUCAAGCUCAUCUCAUCACGACCUCCAGGAGCAUGCAACUUUCUCGAUGUGCCAGACCUAGACAUGACUUCCCAGCUUAACAUCGCGAGCAAUGAUCGCAUAUGCGUAGUCUACCGAAACUAUGCGACUCUGUACUUUGUCUUUGUCAUAGACGGUGGAGAAAGCGAGCUCGGGAUCCUAGACCUGAUCCAGGUAUUUGUGGAAUCACUCGAUAAGGCGUUUAGAAAUGUGUGUGAACUCGACCUCGUCUUUCACUUUGACGAAGUGCACGCCAUUCUCGCCGAAAUCGUCCAGGGAGGACUGGUAUUGGAGACCAACGUCGCCGAAAUCUCUCAGAUGGUCGAAGAGGGCUUCAAAGCGCGAAAAGCGUCUUAUGCCGCGGCCAAUCCUCUUAGUCUCAGUGGUGGGGUGAUGGGUGGCUCGAGUCGUGGGGGAAAUAGUAACGUCAGUUCACCAUUAAGCAGUCUGCAAACCCCUAUUGGUUGGUUGACAGAGCGUAUUACCGGCCUGAACGCUCGGUAG
Messenger RNA from Serendipita indica DSM 11827, 723 nucleotides. The record is from the annotation of a GenBank genome assembly. Lineage: Eukaryota; Fungi; Basidiomycota; Agaricomycetes; Sebacinales; Serendipitaceae.